UAACAAUUAUAAUUAUAAUAAUAGAUUUGAAGACUACCGUGAUAAUAAAAACAAAAAUGACUCCCACUAUAGCGAUAGUUAUGAUUCUUUUAAUACUCACAGUAACCUUGAUGAGUUUGAUCAUGACAUUGGUCGAAGUUCACAAUCUUAA
This is a messenger RNA of Funneliformis mosseae, 151 nucleotides long. Lineage: Eukaryota; Fungi; Glomeromycota; Glomeromycetes; Glomerales; Glomeraceae. The record is from the annotation of a GenBank genome assembly.